UCUGCAUUCCAGGAGAUCAGCUGCGCAUGCUGGCUGGGGGACCAUUACCAGCCCUGAGCUCCCCUGGCAAUUGAGAGACCCACAGAUCACUUGACUUGGUAAACUAUGGAGAAUUUGUGCCUAAUGUAACUAUCAUCUAGCCUACUGAGGUGGGAACAAAUGGAUCCAGUGGUCACAGGAUAAGAAAAUCUUGGGAGUCUGGAGUGCUGAAGUGUUUGUAGAACCUAAGUCUGCAGAUGGACAGGAGGCAAAAUUCAGUAGUCCUGGAGUCCUUGGCGAAGAAUUCCCUCAGGGCUGCCAUCAGAGAGGAGCAGUCAGAUGAAUUAUAAGGACCAUCCAAAACUGAAUGUUCCUGAGAGCAGGAAGCACUGGCCAGUUCUUCCUGGCUCUGAUGAUUUGGGAGUCCAAUUUCACAGCAGUCUCUCUGACACCUUAAAUGAUCAGUCUCCAUUCCUUGCCUUGGAUGGUGUGCCCAGGCCCCAAGGGACCUUGUAAGCCUACUUUUCCCUUCUGAUAUGAAUUGCACAAGCCAGUUAAAAAGAGUUCCCAGUAAUAUCUGGUACAAGUUACAGCAGAGAAAUCAGUGCAGAGGAACCAGCCACAGGGAGCAAGCCGCUUCUCUGCUUUCUGAAUUUUCCCGAUGUACCAUGGGGCCACUUUUUCCUCACACACAAUAGUAGAACCCACCGCUCUGUGAUCUGCAGCGAAGGACAGCAUUCAAGUGAAGGGCUUAUUAAUGAAAUAUGAUGGAGUAUGUACAUUUAAUCUUCCUAUCUACCUUCCUCUCGGUUUCUGUGACAUCUGAAACAUUUGAUGCAAUGGAAGGUGAAGCUUUAGUUAUAAAAUGUGCCCUGUGGAGUUCAGCUGUGAAUGUCACCUGGUAUCACACGGAUACUAACAAAAUAAUUCCUGCAGAAGAAGAGGGAUCACGAAUAUUUUCCUUAAAACGAUUUCUUUGGUUUCUGCCAACUUCUAGAGAGGAUUCUGGAAACUACACUUGUGUUAUACAUUUUUCAGAUAAUCGCAUGAAAUUGUUCAACAUGAGUGUGCAGGUGCAUCCGUACAAGCAAGGAGUAUGUUUCCCAAGUCAGAUUCGUUACCCAAAUGACACUGGAAGAGGAAGAAUUGUUUGUCCUACAAUUGACAAUUAUGAGAAUGCUACUAUCAUCCAGUGGUAUAAGGACUGCAAACCUCUUCAGGGAGAGAGAUACUUCAAGGGAGAAAAAUAUGUUUUUAUUAACAACCCAAGAAAGGAGGAUGAUGGUUAUUAUACUUGUCAAUUUAUCUACAUUCAUAAAGGAAAUGUGUUUAAUGUAUCAGCAACAAGGAUAUUCAUAAGUAAGGCAAAACACUCACCUCUGCCACCUCAAAUUUUAUUUCCAAAGGAUAGAGAUGUAAUAGAAGUGGAGCUGGGUGCUGCUUUGUCUCUGAAAUGUCAGGCCCGCCUGGGGAUUAAGAAACAGCUGAUGGCUGUUGUUACAUGGGAUGUGGAUAACAUCCCAGUGAAAUACUUAGAUAAUUCAAGAUUUCAUGAAAAAACUCAUUUUUUUGAAGGACGUGAGCAAGAAUAUUACAAAGAGGCCACUUUGCAUAUUACUGAAAUAAAAAAGGAGGAUCUGCAGGCGAAUUUCACGUGUGUAGUGGUGAAUAAAAUGCAGAACACAAAAGCCACAGUGACAUUACAACUCAAAGCACAAUGUGAGGUGGCUCUUCCUAACGUCCUCUUGAUUGUAGGAUCUCUAGUUCUGCUAGUUGCAAUAGCAGUCUCUGUUACACUUUAUGAGUCCUUCCGAGUUGAUAUCGUCCUACUAUAUCGGGAGAUAUUUCAGCCCUACUCAGUCAAGGAUGAUGGGAAGAUAUAUGAUGCGUAUGUUAUCUACCCCAAAAACCACACCAAUGAAGCUAACUUUGUGGAAUAUUUUGUUUACCAAAUCAUGCCAGAUAUUCUAGAAAAUAAAUGUGGAUAUAAACUGUGUAUUUAUGGGAGAGAUAUAUAUCCCGGAGAAGAUACAGCCAGUGCAAUUGAGAAGAGGAUGCAGAAGAGCAGACGGCUGAUCAUCCUUCUAACACAGCAGCUGAUUAACUGUAAAGAACAUGCCUAUGACCAACACAUUGCUCUGUACAAUGCCCUCAUUCAGAAUGACACAAAGGUGAUCCUGCUGGAAAUGGAGGCCAUUGGGACUUAUGAGAAACUUCAGGAAUCACUUCGGUUUCUUAUUAAGCAGCAAGGUACCAUCAAAUGGAAAGAGCAGCACACUGUGCACCCACAGUCAUCCAAUUCUAGGUUCUGGAAACAGGUGAGGUACCACAUGCCAGUGAUGCUCAAGUCCUCAUACUCAGCUAAUGCCGGGUGAUCAGUCUAUGAAAAUAUUGCUACGCUACCAGGAUGGACACGUGCCUGCAGCUCUUUUUCCUUCCAGUAGGAACACGAACUUACCGUCUGGAAGUCUGGCUGUAAUUCUGAAAUUUUCCCAGUCCUUCAGCUGAGUAAUGAUAUGCUGAAGUGAUGGAAGAGGUCUGGGGAAUUGAGAGAAGUUUUUAUAGGUAUGGGAGUUCUGCAAAUAAAUCAUUCUAGGCUGUGUGCAGAAUUUGCGUGUCACAGGAAACAAAAUGUACCUAUACUCUUUCUAUAUAUAGUAGUACAUAUACCUGAAAGUUAUGAUUCUGAAUAGCCGAAUGCCCUGCAGGUUUGCUUUACCAUUCUAAUGCAGUUGAUCAAACAUAAAUGCCUUCUGUAUUAUUUGACUAGAAAGUAUAAUGUGUAUUCUGCAACUAGAAAGUAUAAUAUGCUUUUGUUAUUUUUUUCCACCACUUAUUCCUUUUUGAUUCAAUAGAAAUACUCAUACCAUGAGAUUUUAUUUUUCCUUAGUAUGGAUGCAUCAGUAAAGGAUCUUUUGAGACUGAUGUGAAUACAGCACAAAAAAAAAAAAAAAAAGUAGUGUUAAGGGAAAAGUAUACACUGAUAUAUAUUUAUAUGCAUUUUUUAAUAUUUUGCACACACACACACACACACAUAUAUAGAAAUGAAUCUUGCACAAAGGAGAAAUUUUAAAUCUUUUGGGUAUAACACACCAUGACAUUACUGUUAUUAUCUCCAGAUGGAAAUAACAUUUUAAAAUUCAGGGCGUUUUUUUGUACACUGAUGGCAUUCUUUUAAGCUACUGAAAGGAGAGACUGCAUCUUUAUAACAGGCAGUAUCCACUUUUUUUUCCCCUGCCCCGACCUUAUGCCUAGUUAUACUUUCUUCUGAUAGGGAAUACCCUGCAGUGCAAAGGUCAGAGCCAAAUCUCCUAGUUCAGGGGAGUAUGAACAAAAUAUGUUCUAGUACAGAAAUCCUUGCAAACUUCAACUUUAUAGCUUCUUAAAACCAGGAAUUUUCUUACUGUUGGACAAGGCUUGGAAUUGAGCUUCAGGCUUGCUACAGAAUGGACUUAAAAAGUGAAAAUUAGAUGCAGAACACCUAAUGUUACCAAGUCCAGGCUUACAGAACAGACAAGGCCUUUCCUUUUACUGUAAGUUUUUAUUGAAUGUGGAUCUUCAGACUUAUGGAUGGCUAUAUGGAGUAAGAAAAAUGUGUACGCGAUAUCUGUAUAGAUUUUUUUUCAACAUUAAAUUAAAAGAUUUAUGACAAACUAAAAA
This is a messenger RNA of Tyto alba (common barn owl), 3639 nucleotides long. RefSeq names its product interleukin 1 receptor like 1 (gene IL33R). The transcript has 13 exons. Bases 744 to 2354 code for a protein of 536 amino acids. The record is from RefSeq and is a predicted model, not a curated record. Gene Ontology annotation, molecular function: interleukin-33 receptor activity; interleukin-1 receptor activity; interleukin-33 binding. NCBI's taxonomy places the organism in Eukaryota, Metazoa, Chordata, Aves, Strigiformes, Tytonidae. Gene Ontology annotation, biological process: signal transduction.